Triticum turgidum subsp. durum (durum wheat) is the source of this 2379-nucleotide messenger RNA. The record is from the annotation of a GenBank genome assembly. Lineage: Eukaryota; Viridiplantae; Streptophyta; Magnoliopsida; Poales; Poaceae.
AUGUACCACGGCGGAUUUUCGACCCCUAUAAUCUUCACUCUUACAACGACGCCAGGUACAUAUACCUACACCAUGUCAUGGGAGGCCCCUGCUAAAGGUAUUACUAUCGGUGGUGAUAAUACUUUUUACGUGGUUGGUUGUGAUUUUGAUGUCACGUUGUUCGAGUAUGGUACACAAGACGUCGUUGGUUCUUGUAUGAGUAGAUGCGGCGGUAAGAAGGCACCAACCGGCGUGCCUUGCAACGGAAUAGGCUGCUGCGUCAUCCAGUUACCAAGGGACCUGCCAGGCUUUCAGGCAAAACUUGUGAGCACUAAUACUACGGCAACACAAUCAGAUUGGUUGCACCCUGGCAUCAUGGCUUUCAUGUCACUUGAUGAUUAUGAGUACAGAGAUAACACAACUGCUAUUUUCUCAAGCUGGACGAAUGUAAGAAAUUUUCAUGGCGCGAUGCUUAGAGUAACCAUCGUGGACCAACCAAGCUGCGAAACUGCACAAAUGAAAAAUGCGAGCUAUGCCUGUAGCAGCUGCCAGAAUUCCUCAUCUGGUGGUUACGGGUGUUAUUGCAAUAGACAAGGCAACCCUUAUAUUUUAGAUGGAUGCAUGCAAGAUUAUAACCACAAGCCGAAAGAACACUGUCCCGCGUCAUGUGGAAACAUUACUAUUCCCUUCCCCUUUGGGCUCGAAGAAGGGUGUUUUGCAAACAAAAGAUUUCAUCUUAAUUGUACAUCUGGUAAUCUCACGGUGUCUUUCUCAGAAGAUGUACAGUAUAAUGUGACUGAUGUAUCCGUGGAAGAUGGGACUCUGACUGUUAACAACAUGGUGAACGGAAGUAAUGAAAAAGAGGCAAUAUUCAUCCAGACUAAAUAUGAUGGAUAUGGACUGUAUGCCCCUAUGGAAGAUCAAUUUGAUUUCUCUAUGGAAUACAAUAUUGUCAUAAAGUGGGCGGUUGCCAAUUUAACAUGUGAAACAGCUAUGCAAAAGGAUGCUAUGCAUGCAUGCCGCAGCUCCCAGAGCUAUUGCCUAAACGUCACCCAUGGGGAAAUAUUUAUGGGAUAUCGUUGCAAGUGUUCGACAGGCUUUCAAGGAAAUCAUGGGACAUGUCAAAAUUUUCUUGGAAGCUACACAUGCACGAGUUGCCCACAUAGAAAAGAGUUUGAUCCAAUAAAACAGCAGUGUGUUACAUCAGCCAAGCAACACAGUCUUCUUUUGGGUAUUGUAACUGGAACUGGAUGUGGCCUUGGUUCCAUAAUCAUUGCAGUCUGUGUAGUUGUCUUUACCAAGAAGUGGAAGAAAGGCGUCCAGAAGAGAAUCCGACAAGCACAUUUCAAGAAAAAUCAAGGCCUACUCUUGCAGCAGCUGAUCUCAGAUGAAAGUGCCACAAACAAAACAAAGAUAUUCUUCUUGGAGGAACUAGAGAAGGCAACCAACAACUUUGAUGCCACUCGUGUUCUUGGUUGUGGAGGAUACGGCACCGUUUAUAAAGGGAUUUUAUCUGACCAACGGGUGGUGGCUAUUAAAAAAUCUAAAAUUGUGGAGCAAACUGAGAUAGACCAGUUUAUCAAUGAGGUUGCUAUCUUAUCUCAAAUCAUUCAUCGCAAUGUAGUAAAGCUAUUUGGUUGUUGCCUUGAAUCCGAGGUGCCUUUACUAGUUUAUGAGUUCAUAUCUAAUGGUACACUGCAUGACCUUCUGCACAUUGAUGUUAGUCUUGAAUGCUUGUUGUCAUGGGAUGAUCGCAUUAGGAUUGCAAUAGAAGUAGCAGGGGCACUUGCUUAUCUGCACUCGGCUGCUGCAAUACCAAUUUUCCAUAGAGACGUGAAAUCUUCUAACAUACUAUUGGAUAGCAACUUCACAACAAAGGUUUCUGACUUUGGUGCUUCAAGGUCCCUUUCACUCGAUGAGACUCAUGUGGUGACUAUUGUCCAAGGAACAUUUGGUUACCUAGAUCCAGAGUAUUACCAUACUGGGCAGCUAACUGGAAAGAGUGAUGUGUAUAGUUUUGGAGUAAUACUUGUGGAACUUUUGACAAGAAAAAAACCAAUUUUUAUCAAUGAUCUAGGUGCAAAACAAAACUUGUCCCUUUAUUUCAUGGAAGGAUUGCAAGAAGGAGCUAUCAUAGAAAUAAUGGAUCCUCAGGUUGUCAAAGAGGCAGAUCCGGAAGAGAUUGGUGAUAUUUGCUCACUUGCAGAAGCAUGCUUGAGACUCAAAGGAAGAGACAGACCUACUAUGAAAGAAGUAGAUAUGAGGUUGCAAUUCCUGAGAACUAAGAGGCUAAGAAAAUGCAAUAUUCUCCCAGAGGUUAGUAACUCUGAUGCACAGAUGCUGCCCAGUUGCUACAGUCUAGAACAAGAACAUUCAUCCUCACUCACUCUGCCACGCUAA